This is a messenger RNA of Pan troglodytes (chimpanzee), 4987 nucleotides long. RefSeq names its product vesicle associated membrane protein 4 (gene VAMP4). Lineage: Eukaryota; Metazoa; Chordata; Mammalia; Primates; Hominidae. The record is from RefSeq and is a predicted model, not a curated record. The coding region runs from base 247 to 672 and encodes 141 amino acids. Gene Ontology annotation, cellular component: membrane; trans-Golgi network; SNARE complex. Gene Ontology annotation, biological process: Golgi ribbon formation; vesicle-mediated transport; SNARE complex assembly. The transcript is spliced from 8 exons.
CCCCUCCGCCUGGCGCCAGGCCGCCGAGCGCCGAUCGGCUCGAUGAGCGGAGGCGCUGCUGCGGCGCUGCGGCCGACGCCGGGUCCGCACCAACUGUCUCCCCCUCCCAGCUUCUUACCUCGGCUUCCUACUCCUUCCCCCGCCCGCCCAGCACCGCCAGCCCGGGAGAGCUGCCGGGAGUUCCCCGGGAGCCUCAGGUGGUGACUAUCCUGUUGAGAAGCAAAAGAUACUUCGCAAGUAAAAAAUAUGCCUCCCAAGUUUAAGCGCCACCUCAAUGAUGAUGAUGUCACAGGUUCUGUGAAAAGUGAAAGGAGAAAUCUUUUGGAAGAUGAUUCAGAUGAAGAAGAGGACUUUUUUCUAAGGGGACCAUCUGGACCAAGAUUUGGACCUAGAAAUGAUAAAAUUAAGCAUGUUCAGAAUCAAGUGGAUGAAGUUAUUGAUGUCAUGCAAGAAAAUAUUACAAAGGUAAUUGAGAGAGGGGAGAGACUAGAUGAACUACAGGACAAAUCAGAAAGCUUAUCGGAUAAUGCAACAGCUUUUAGCAACAGAUCCAAACAACUUCGAAGGCAAAUGUGGUGGCGUGGAUGCAAAAUAAAAGCCAUCAUGGCUUUGGUUGCUGCUAUCCUUUUGCUAGUGAUUAUCAUUCUUAUAGUCAUGAAAUACCGUACUUGAUUUGAUGACAGAGAUCUUCAUUAAACAAGAUCUGGGACAGUAAUAAAAGAUUGCUGCAUAAUUUAAAUGAAACCUAUGUGUAUAUAACUUUCAAAACUUCUUUUUCAAGAAACUAAGAGGCAAGUAUCACUUCAAAUUGGAACGUUGAGAAUGUCCAAUUAUCUUCUCCCUUUCUAAAAUGUUCUUUUAAUAAUUAUGUUUAAGGCAAAGAGAACUAGCCUCUAUUUUUCCAUAUUUCAAGGAUCUAAUUUGAAACUAGAUACUUGCCAGUUCAUUAUUUGUGUAUAUAGUUAAACACUGAUUAUAAUAUUUCAUACUAAUAUUUUAAUGGCAUAAGGACUUGCAUUAUUGCAUUAGGGAGCGGGUCAUGCUGGGGGUCAGGAAGCCUGUGUAGAGUACCAAAUUAUAUGCUGAAAGAGAUGCAUAACCAUUCUGUCAAUAUUUGCAGAAAUAUAGUUCCUUUCAUAUUACAGUUGUUUUGCAAGCAAUUUCCACAUUUAUAGGUGUAACAAAAGCUAAAUGUUGUAAAUGUUGUUGCCUUCAGGUAUAACUAAAAACAUUCCAGUAAAUAUAUUUUUGACUGUGUAAGAGAAUGUGUAGUAAUUUUUUUGGCAUUUGGAUUAUGGAAAUGGAAAUUUUUAAACAGUGUGAAAAAACAUGGUAUGGCAUCAUAAAACUGGAGAUAAUAAAGUUAUUGAAGAGUGUCAUUGGAGUAUUUGAAAAUGACCAAUAUAUAGCUGCCAGUCAUGGUCCAGUCUGUUUUCUGUUAAACUCCAAUAAAGAGAGACCAGUCAGUCCUAAUGUGAGUAAAUGAAAUUUACAGGUAACUUACUCCUUAAUUUUAUUUUAGUUAAUAGCCUCUAACUUCCAACUAUCAUCUCAUUUACCAAAAGUACAAAAAGUAGCAAAACCAUCUAUUAAUACUUUGAAUUUUAUAUCUUUGCAUUUCCUGUUCAUCCUUGAGGAGAUGUAUGUUGCACAAUCAAAUUUUGCAUCAGCCAACAGUAAUGAGUAGUAGAAAGUCAGGAACCUAGGUGUAUAUAUAUAUAUAUAUAUAUAUAUAUAUAUAUAUAUACACACACACACACACACAUACAUAUGAUAGUCAGUCGGUAACCAAAUGCUAGAGAGUGACCAUUAACCUAAGCCUGUUUUUAUAAUGAAAAAAUGUGUUAACUUUAAAAUAUGCCAACCUCUUGUGUCUUUUAAACAAGUCAGAGUGAAAAUACAUUGUCCCCUAAGGUGUGGGGAGAGGAAGCUUUAUAAUAAAAUUAGUGAUUCUGCAGAAACUUGUGCACUGGAUAUCUUGACAAUAUGAAUAUAAAACUCCCUAAAUUAAAAAUAGGGUUAAUAGAAAUUAUCAGUAUUUAAAUAGGGAAAAAUGAUUUUAUGUUUAUUUUAUUUAGGUUUUAUUUCUUUGGUCAUCUUAAUGCAAAAUGAAUAAAGCAUAGAAUCUGGGUUUGGUGUUUUUUUGUCUGUUUUUAAAAUUCUACAGGAUUAUUACUAGGAGGCAAAAAAUGCUGUUUAGAAUGGAAAAAAAUUUGAAGAGAGAAAGCAAACUGAGACACUCAAGACACCUGCAAGUUAUCUAAGAAGAUCUAAAUAGAAUUACUAAAUUUUAUAGUUUGCUUAGAGCAUUUAGAAGGAGAUAAAGGUCUUACAUACUAUAGUGUAUUGUCUCUGGUCUCUAUGCUCUUUGUAAAUGUCAAUUAAUAUAAACAGCAUCUGAACUGCUAAUAAAUCUUUUAAGUUAAGAUACCCAGAAAAAUGAGCAUUUUUAGAAUUUCAAUAGCUAAUAAUUCAGGAAUGGAAAUAUUUUAACUGAAUGGACAGAAUCAGUCCUAACAUUUGUAUGUAUGUCCUUUAUUUGAAUUGGAACUAGGCUCAUAAGUGGUUAAUUUUCCAUUAGUUGAUGUAGAAAUCUGGUUUCUCCAUAAUAUCUACAGUGAAGAUGAAGAUUACUUCUCAAAAAGUAUCCAUAUUUCCAGUGUUUCUUUUAAUAAAAUAUGCCACUUUUAAAUAAAUAAUUACAAAAUGUAAAAUUAUAAAAUUUUUAAAUUUAAAUAAUAAGUAACAGUAAAAUUUUUUGACAAUAUAUAUGUCACUGUCUUUGUAAUUUAAACAUAUUGCUGCCUGGGAUAUGGGUAACAGACUUAUCACUCAUGGAACUUUGUAGUAGUGAUGGCUUGGUUUGUAAUUCAUCAUUUCAUCUUUCUUGGUCUUGAUUAAUCCUGAAAUCCUUAAAAUGGCUGGCAUGGUUAUGACUUUAUUGUGGUAACCUUGGAGAUAUAAGCCCUCUUACGAUCAAAAACAGAAGAAAAAAAUAUAUUGUUCAAACUGAUGCCAGGCCUACCUUUAUUCCCUCCCUUAAUUACUUUUUUUCUCAUUCAGCUCAGAUCAUCCUGCACUUGAAAAAUGAAGUUUUACCACCAUCAAAACUAUCAUUAUUUAACAACAAGUGAAGAUCAACAGAAAAAUUCAAGUAGCUUUGCAAAUACUAGUUGAUACUCAGUGAAAUCACGUCACUAUUUUGAUGCCUGAAUCCAACCUUUGUGAUUUAUGUUUAAUUACAGAAGCCUAUUGCCUUGCAGCAAUUUUGUUGUUAUAAUACUGAUUAAUUGGUUACUCCUUCUUAUUAUAACUCAGUAAUACCUGUGGUCAUUUGGUUCCUCUAUCCUGACAAAGUUCACUGGAAAUUGCCCUCAGAUUUUAUAAACUGGGGGAUUUCUUAAUUAGAUAAAAGUUCAUUACUGAAGAUGGAAUAUUAUAUAAGAUGGAGGAAGGGUAAUUAAUAGACAUGAGAUAUAGAAAUACUUUGUUAGCCCUCCUAUAGAUUGCCUAUUGUAGUCUUUCUGUGCAUUUCAAUAGUCUGUAUUAGGAAAUUAUAACUUCAGCACUUUUGAUAGCAAAAAUUGGCAUCUUUCAAUUCUGUAUAGUAUGUGACUAUCCUGUAAAUGAUAAUAUGUGUACAGACUGAGAAGGCAGGAAUAUAAAGAAAUUGAAAUCUCUCAUUGCCGGUAUACUCUAAAACAUGCUUGAUGCCUUGUCAGCAUCAUUGCACACAUUGACUCUGUAUUUACAUCUGUAUAUACACUAUGAUUAGAAAAUAUGCAAGAAAUUGUUUUUCCAUGUUAAGAACAAAUGCCAUUAGAAGAUGUCCCCUUAAUUGUAUUGUCAGAGUAUUACUAUGUCAAGGAUGACUGUUCUGUUAACCUAAUUUUGUGUUUGCACAUGGAAAUGUGAUUGGACUCCAUUUUUCUGUGAGUUGAGAGUAAGAGCAUAAGUCAGUUUGAAAGCAUUUACAAGUCUGUUUUAGAAUGUAGUAAGGGCUGAAAGGUGCUCUACUUCUUAACUUGUUUUUUCCAUGUUGUAGACAAAUGAAAUUUGUCUAAAUGCUUUUGUCUAAAAAUGCAUUUGUCUAAAUGCUUUAGAUUGAUGUAGGGUUUAGAUCCUCUUUAAUACUUUGAGAUAGUCUUAUUCUGAUUUUUUUUUUCUUCUGGAAACCAAGUAGAAUUAGGGAUGGGAACACAAAUGCAUUUAUUCUGGCUUCUGUUUUAUUCCAAGAAGCUUCUUGGAACAAAUCAGUAGGAAUUGAAAAGAAAGCAUGACCAACCCAAUUACAGGGGAUAAAUGUAAGCUUGUUAAAGUAAGCACCACACCAUGUUUCUGUCUCCCCAGCACCCAGCACAGUGCUGUGAACCUUGGCAGAUGCUAGAUAAAUGUGUGUUGAAUGAAUGUGCCUAUGAAGCCACAAAGAUGCCACAUGUUAGUAUAUCAGUGAGAGGUGACUCCACAGUGCUCUCUGGAGAAGCAAUAUGAGUGACUGGAGAGUGGGGCCUUUUGCUUUUGCCUGGAUAUAGGGGUGCUCUUCUACUGUAAUUGGGUGUGGAAAAACUCUGGCUUUAUGGUAUUCCAUUAGGUUCUUUUCAUUUAAAGUAGUCUUAAAAUCAAAGUAUCCAAUAUUUUAAAGCCACAAAGUAGAUUACAUAAUUAGCAGAGAUUUUAGUCAGUAAAAUGUUAGAAAUCAAACUAUAAGAAAAUUCAAGCCCUUUAUUUUGUGUCUUGGGUAUAUGUCAUUAUUUUAAAUUCCACACUCCCUUAUUUAAUCACUUUGGUAAGUGCCUUUGAUGUUUUGAAAUGUAUAGUGGGAGAUGAGCAAAUGUAAAUGUCAUGUGCCCUGUUCCCUAGCUUCUCAAUUCCUCAUAACCAUUUUUACCAGUGUUGCAAAGUUUAGACCUUUGUGUUAAUAUCAGAAGUGUAUUUGUAGCCCCUCCAUAGUGAACAAUGAAAUAAACUAUUUCAUAGAAAACAAAAA